Molecule: messenger RNA, 930 nt
Organism: Asparagus officinalis (garden asparagus)
Lineage: Eukaryota; Viridiplantae; Streptophyta; Magnoliopsida; Asparagales; Asparagaceae
Exons: 1
Coding region: 1-930 (309 amino acids)
Source: RefSeq, a predicted model, not a curated record
AUGGACAGGUGGGCAGGAAACAACUCUCUCAGCAGCUUAUUCCCCAAAGCUUUCAAAUUGGCUUUCUCACAAUCCAGCCCUGUUAGCUCCCAAGGACUAUGGCAGAAUAACAUAUGGAGAUGGAACCCUAUUUUGAGGAGAGGCAUCUCGAUGGAAGAUAAAAAAGACAUAUCAGACCUCUUAACCCUUAUUGAUCAAAUCAGGCCUACAUCAAACAAAUUUGAUUCCAUAUUCUGGCCAUCCAAUCCCUCACUCUCUUUCACGGUGAAAUCUCUAUAUGGCAUCCUUAUCAAAGGAGGUUUAUUAUCCCCUUUUCACAACUUUAUUUGGAGAUCCCCUAUUCCUCUUAAGGUAAAAACCUUCCUCUGGAUCCUUAAUAAAAAGAAACUCCAAACUAAGGACAAUCUAAUCAAAAAAGGAUGGAUGGGUGAUUCAACAUGCCCCCUCUGUAGCCAGACAAUGGAAACGCAUGACCACUUGUUCAUCACAUGCCAGUUCACUCAAGCUGUAUGGUCCUCAUUGCUUCCUUCUUCUUCUUCCAGCCUAUGGCCUCAGGAGGUGACUAGUUUGAUCAAUGGAAAAGAAGAUUUCUUGGUUAGCCAGCAUCAAAAAGCUAUAUGGAAGAUUUUGUUCCCUUGCACCUGCUGGUGUAUUUGGAGCAGUCGUAACAACCUUAUUUUCAACAAUAAUCCAUCUUUGUUCCCUUGCACCUGCUGGUGUAUUUGGAGCAGUCGUAACAACCUUAUUUUCAACAAUAAUCCAUCUUUCCCCUCCUCUAUUGCUGCAAAUUCUUCCCGUUUUGUUCUUUUCUGGACAGGGACAUCUAAAAGCAAAAAAUCUCAGCGAAUGUAUGAUGCGGCUAUUAAAGCUGGUUUGUCAGAGAUAGCAAAAUCUUCAGGGAACGAAGGGUUUGAAGAUAACUUCUUCUAA